This is a messenger RNA of Solea senegalensis (Senegalese sole), 1940 nucleotides long. RefSeq lists its product as uncharacterized. The record is from RefSeq and is a predicted model, not a curated record. The coding region runs from base 381 to 1166 and encodes 261 amino acids. The transcript is spliced from 8 exons. NCBI's taxonomy places the organism in Eukaryota, Metazoa, Chordata, Actinopteri, Pleuronectiformes, Soleidae.
UGUGAGAGAGAGAGAGUGUCAGUGGUGAUCACUAUGUAACUGGGCGUGGAUACAGUGGUGUGUUUUCAUUUCCACUGGCUUCAAUAGCUACGUGGAUGGAUGCUCCCGGAUUAGCGGAUGUGUUCUACACCUUGCGGAUGCGUGUGGGCAUCAUCGUCACCUGCAGGGAAUCAUCGAGUCACGGAUAAAGAUCAACAACCGUGUCGUCGUCUCUUCGUCCCAUUUGAACACUGGACACUUGAACGCACCUCAGUGCAGUCAGACACCUGCGAUAAGAUGCUUUCAAAUGGAUAAGUCGACUCUUUGUUACUCUGCUUCAUAUGGCUUUUAUCAGCAGAGCAGGUUUGGGUGAGUGGGUGUGAUCAUCCAGACAGUCAGAUAUGGCAGUGAACGCAUCAGAACCGCUCUGCCAGCCGUGCUUUUACAAUGGGGCGUUCAAAGUGGAUCUACAGGUGAAGAGACCGCUGAUGCCGGUACAGCUGAGUCCUGAGCAGGUGGGCCUGGAGAUGCUGUGUCUUUGUGGGCAACUGGACCUUCUCAUCAGGGCACAGAUGCAGCAGUUCCAGGAGCAGUUAGGUCAAGGCUGCAGCCCAGAGGAAUCAGACACUUUCCAGGCUCAAGGAUCGGAGAUUCUUGAUCAGAUGCUGCAGUGCCUUGAACAUCUACCAAAACCUAUGCCACAGCUGGAGGACUACCUGGACAUGAUAGGUCUGUCAGUGAUGUUUCCUCGAGUGGAGGUAUUUCUCAUUCAAGGUAGCCCCAUGGACAUGUUAGAGAGGCCGCCAAUGGAUGAGUAUUUCUUCCACAUUGCCAAACUGAACCAACUCUUGGUGCUGAGUCAACAACUAGAGGAGGAUGUCAGGCAUCUUGGAAGUCAUAAAUACAUUGCCCACCAGCUCUCUGUGAUAUAUCAAGUCAUCAGCUCUUUCAGGGGAAUUCAGGUCUUCACUGAAAUAAAGAAAGAUAUUGAGGCCAACUUCAAACAGAUGAAAGAGUCUCUAGUGAAUGUUGAAGGCUCUCGGCAUGAGCCUCAACUGGCUGCUCACUACAUCAACUGGAUUUUAGAAAUAACUCAAAGCUUGACAUCGGUGGUGUUGUCACUACCAGAGGAACUGACAAACGACCUUCACCAGGCUGUGUUCUUCGUGUCGCAGUUCCUGUCCUGACUCAUGGUGGUGGCCACGUCUGACUCAACAGACCCUGAUGCUCUGAUGCUCCAGGUUUCUCCAGGAGUCUCCUGCUUCUAGAUAACAUGCUGUUGUGAAAAAAAAGGUGCUACAUGAGAAGAAUCAACUGAUCGAUGAUGGAGUUUGAAAGGCUGCUUCAUUUUUAAAUCCGAUACUGUAGGUUUUAUAUUUCCUGUUGAGUGUGCCUGUCACACCCUCACUUGUUUAGAAAUUAAUGCAAGACAGUUGAAUUCCUUCUUGCACUAAUCUUAAUAAUAACUACUGUUACCACUUUUUAACCUAUGGUGAAAUAAUAAAAUUGAAUGCAAUAGUGUGUUUGCCUGUUGUGGGACUGUCAUUGUCCUCACCUCAGUGAUUAACAUCGUCAUCACAUCAUGCACACAUUUGUUCUUGUCAUGGCAGGUAAAACACAGAUGUGGGGCUGCGUCUAAAGCUUGUUCACAUUAUGGAUCAGUCAGUAGAUAGUCUGGAGGAUGUAUUCAGAUUACCUGUUUUAUUCCACUGACCGAUGAUAUACAUAUGAUAUUCUCCGAUGAUAUUCGGUUUGCUAACAGAUAAAAGCUUUCCUUCUUUCUUUUUUUGUUUCUUUAUUUGUUUGUUUGUUUCUUUUUUUCUGAUAAUGUUAAAAGAAAGAUACAUUGUUUGGUUUGAGCCUGAGCCAGAUUAAUUAAUGUCCACACAAUAUUUGUUUUGUCCUACCACCAGUCAAAACAUGAAACUUAUAUUAAAUAAACUAUACAAUAGUAAAUAUUA